AUGUCGGCACGGGGCGCAAGGCUGCGGCGCUUCGCCGACAAGCUCACGACCGAGUCGGAGCCGGGCCUCACAAACGCCCAAUUGAUGUUGACGAACCACGACCUCAAGCCGGUCGAGCCCGCCCGCCGCCAGUGGGGGCCCUGGAACUUUGUCGGCUUCUGGAUCGCCGACUCGUUCAACAUCAACACCUGGAUGAUCUCGGGCGCCAUGAUCGUCGACGGCCUGUCCUGGUGGCAGUCCUGGCUCUGCGUCUGGAUCGGCUACGCCAUCGCCGCCUGCUUCGUCGUCGCCACGGGCCGCCUCGGCGCCGUCUACCACGUCGGCUUCCCCGUCGCCGGGAGGGCCUCCUUCGGCAUCUGGGGCAGCCUGUGGCCCGUCUUCAACCGCGCCGUCAUGGCCUGCAUCUGGUACGGCGUCCAGAGCUACAUCGGCGGCCACUGCGUCUACAUCAUGAUCCGCUCCGUCUGGAAGAGCUGGGACCGCGACACCGUCCCCAACACCUUCUCCGCCGCCUCGGGCACCACCACCGCCGACUACGCCUCCUUCUUCAUCUUCUGGCUCUGCUCCCUGCCCGCCAUCUGGUUCCCCGUCCACAAGAUCCGCCACCUGUUCACCGUCAAGUCCUACUUCGUGCCCACCGCCGGCGUCGCCUUCUUCAUCUGGGCCAUCGUCCGCGCCGGCGGCGUCGGCCCCAUCGUCCACCAGGGCUCCAAGGCGCAGGGAUCCGCGCUCGCCUGGGCGUUUGUCAAAGGAGUGAUGUCAUCGAUUGGGAACUUCGCCGCUCUCAUUUUGAACAAUGCAGACUUCAGCCGCUUCGCGCAGAAGCCCCGCGACGCCCUGUGGCCGCAGCUCGCGGCCCUGCCCCUCGGCUUCGCCGUGACCUCCUUCAUCGGCAUCAUCGUCUCCUCCUCGUCGACCGUCAUCUACGGCGGCGAGCCCAUCUGGGACCCGCUCGCGCUGCUCGAGCGCUUCGUCGACGACGGCGGCUCGGCCCAGCGCUUCGGCGUCUUCGUCAUCGCCGCCGCCUUCGCCCUCGCCCAGCUCGGCACCAACAUCGCCGCCAACACCGUCUCCGCCGGCACCGACCUGACCGCCCUGCUGCCGCGCUACCUCAACAUCCGCCGCGGGGGCUACAUCUGCGCCGCCGUCGGCCUCGCCAUGUGCCCCUACACCCUCCUCACCAGCAGCAACCAGUUCACGACCUACCUGUCCGCCUACUCCGUCUUCCUCUCCUCCAUCGCGGGGCCCAUGGUCGCGGACUACUACCUCGUGCGCAGGGGCUACCUCGAAGUGCAAGAGCUGUACGACGCGCGCCGCGGGGGGCCCUACUUCUUCACCUACGGCUUCCACUGGCGCGCCUACGCGGCCUACGUGGCCGGCAUCCUGAUCAACGUCGUCGGCUUCGCGGGCGCCGUCGGCGCGGCCGACAUCCCCGCCGGGGCGACCUACAUCUACAACUGCAACUACUUUGCGGGCUUCCUCGUCAGCGCGCUCGUCUACUGGGCGCUGUGCCGCGCGUCGCCGGUCCCGGCCUGCGCGGACCGCUGGAUGGAGGUCGGCGACGAGAUCGACGACGUGCACGUCGCGUACGGCGCCGGCGGUUCGCCCGUCGAGGGGCACGGCGCGGGCAGGGCGUACAGCAACGGGUCGGACGAGGCGGCGCUGGCGGAGGGCGGGUAUGUGGCCAAGGGGGCGCCUGAGAAGGCGGUUUGA
Molecule: messenger RNA, 1713 nt
Organism: Thyridium curvatum
Lineage: Eukaryota; Fungi; Ascomycota; Sordariomycetes; Thyridiales; Thyridiaceae
Exons: 2
Coding region: 1-1713 (570 amino acids)
Biological process (GO): transmembrane transport; nucleobase transport
Cellular component (GO): plasma membrane
Molecular function (GO): nucleobase transmembrane transporter activity
Source: RefSeq, a predicted model, not a curated record